This is a messenger RNA of Cornus florida, 1081 nucleotides long. RefSeq names its product ethylene-response factor C3-like. Lineage: Eukaryota; Viridiplantae; Streptophyta; Magnoliopsida; Cornales; Cornaceae. Gene Ontology annotation, molecular function: DNA binding; DNA-binding transcription factor activity. The coding region runs from base 109 to 801 and encodes 230 amino acids. Gene Ontology annotation, biological process: regulation of DNA-templated transcription; ethylene-activated signaling pathway. The record is from RefSeq and is a predicted model, not a curated record. The transcript has a single exon.
CAUACAAUUUUCUAAGGCUCCUUUUUUGGUCGAUCACUAAAACAGAGUGAGUACUAAGCCACACAGCAUAAAAAAACAAUCAUUUCCAAAAAACCCUUCAAUUCACAAAUGGAUUCUUCUUUCAUCCAAUACCCAAUUUCAGAGUAUUCGCCGGAAUCUUCAUUCGGCGAGAACUCGCCGACCCAAUCUCUCUCUUUGGAGGAGAUUUUUUUCAGUCAAAAUUCCCUUCCAUUCAAUGUCAAUGACUCGGAGGAAAUGCUUCUUUUCGAUAUGAUAGCCGAGGGAGCAAGGGAAAGGGAAUCAUCGGAAACCAAUUCCUCCUCCGUCGGAGUGAAGGAAGAAGAAGUCACUUCCAAUGCGAAGAAGGAAUUGAAGAAGGAAAAGUCGUAUAGAGGGGUACGAAGGCGGCCUUGGGGGAAAUAUGCGGCGGAGAUAAGGGAUUCCACGAGAAAUGGAAUUCGGGUUUGGCUUGGAACGUUCGAUACCGCGGAGGCAGCUGCCAUGGCGUAUGAUCAAGCCGCAUUUUCAAUGAGGGGAACCAUGGCCGUCCUCAAUUUUCCGGUGGAGAGAGUCCGGGAAUCGCUCCGGGACAUGAAGUGCGGUUGUGAGGAUGGUUGUUCCCCGGUGGUGGCGCUAAAGAAGAGACACUUGAUGAGAAAGAAGUCAGUGAGUAAAAAGAAUAAAGUGAAAGAGGUAAAAGUAAAUGUAGAUAAUGUGGUAGAGGUAGUAGUACUAGAGGACUUGGGAGCGGACUAUCUAGAAGAGCUACUAGGUUCAUCUGAGGUUGCUAGUCCUUGGUGAAUUAACCCAAUUCCUUUCUUUUCUUUGUUAAUUUACUUCUCUUUUUUUUCUUUUUCUUUUUCUUUUUCUUUUUUUCCUCUUUUAAAUUUUGAGUUAUCUUUUCUUGUAGUAAUCCAUAUCUUAAUUAGUGUAUAUGUGAAAAGCCAAAAAGGUGGUGUUUGAUCCAUUUUAAAGUUGGUUACUUUUCAUCAUUUUUUUUUUUUUUUUUUGGUUGUAAAUCAUAAAAAUGAUGAAAUGUCAAAGUAGACAAUAUCUCUUGUCUACCUUAAAAUGUAUAACA